UUCCGGUGUCUCCUCCUUCUUUGUCUUCGGCCCAACAUUUCGACACCAGGGGUUGUCUUUUUUUUCCUCUAAAGUUCUGUGGAUAUAUUUACACAUAUAUCCCUAGUUUUCUGAUAUUGAAUGACAGUCGACUCUGAAAUAUUUAUGCCUAAAAGUAAAGCGCCAAAAAUGGAUGACCUGGACUACAUCCCAGUAGACCUGAGCCCAGAGGAGCGCUCUGAGCUGGAGGACAUCCGCAGGAGGAAGGGCGUCCUGAUGCAGGAGAUCCAGAGGCUCAGAGAAGAAUUAAGAGAGGCAAUUUUGGAAGUGGAGGGACUGGAGACAAGCACAGAGGGCAGUAAAACUCUACAGAAAAGCAGGCAUGUUGCAAUGGGCAGAAAGAAAUUCAACAUGGAUCCUAAAAAGGGAAUAGUAUUUCUGGUGGAGAAUGAGCUGCUCAGACACACUCCAGAGGACAUCGCUCAGUUCCUUUACAAAGGAGAGGGCCUCAAUAAGACGGCUAUAGGAGAUUACCUUGGAGAAAGGGACGACUUCAACAUCAAAGUGCUUCAGGCUUUCGUUGACCUCCAUGAGUUCACUGAUCUCAACCUCGUUCAGGCCCUCAGACAGUUCCUGUGGAGUUUCCGUUUGCCCGGUGAAGCUCAGAAGAUUGACAGAAUGAUGGAGGCCUUUGCUCAGAGAUACUGCCACUGCAACCCUGGUGUCUUCCAGAGCACUGACACGUGUUAUGUACUGUCAUUUGCCAUCAUUAUGUUGAACACGAGCCUCCAUAACCCGAAUGUGAGGGACAAACCUGGAGUGGAUCGCUUCAUUUCCAUGAACAGAGGCAUCAACGAGGGGGGAGAUCUGCCCGAGGACCUGCUCAGAAACCUCUAUGACAGUAUUAAAAACGAGCCUUUUAAGAUCCCUGAGGAUGACGGCAACGACCUGACGCACACCUUCUUCAACCCGGACAGAGAAGGCUGGCUUCUUAAACUUGGGGGACGAGUAAAAACCUGGAAACGGCGAUGGUUCAUUCUCACAGACAACUGCCUUUAUUACUUUGAAUACACCACAGACAAGGAGCCGCGGGGUAUCAUUCCCUUAGAAAACCUUAGCAUCCGAGAGGUAGAAGACCCAAGAAAACCUAACUGCUUCGAGCUUUAUAUCCCCAACAACCGUGGUCAGCUGAUCAAGGCAUGUAAGACUGAGGCUGAUGGUCGUGUAGUGGAGGGAAACCACAACGUGUACCGCAUCUCUGCCCCAACACCUGAGGAGAAGGAUGAAUGGAUCCACAGCAUUAAAUCUGCUGUCAGUGUCGACCCCUUCUACGAAAUGCUCGCAGCCAGGAAGAAACGUAUAUCCCUGAAGAAAAAGGAGGAACAACCGUAGAUCACUCCCUUCAUUCGCUCCCCGUCUUCCUUUCUUCUUCUCACUUUCCUUCCCAUAUGGACACCUUUACAUUCCCCCUCCAAUCUUCCUGUUCAUAUGUUUUGUUUUACCUCUCUCCCCACCCUCAAACACAUUCUCUCCUUAAUAUGAGGACUGUCUAUCCUGUCUUACCAGACUCUUGAAAGCUUUUUUUCAGAAGGAACGCUCACCCACACUGGCUGAGUCUUCUAUGAUCUCAUUACUCACACUACUGCUGGUACACACAACCUUUCUCACUGCAGCUAGAGCGCACAGCCUCUCCCGUCUUCUCGGCACACCUCUAAUGUUGAACUCUCAAGUGGACUGUGAAACGUUUCUCAGAUCAUAUUCACACAAAUGUUUGUCAUUUGCCUUCCAUCCACAUCGCUCCCCCUUCUCGAAUUUGCUCCAUAAAUCUGGACUAAUUUGACAACAAGUGGGAAAUGGAGGAUUUACAAAUGCUGUGAUUGUCAUGAUGUGGGAAGCUGUUAUUUAUUUUUGAGAAUCUUCCUCCUUUAUUCUCCGUAAACCAAGAACACAAUUGAUCAAAACAAACAAAUGUGUAAGGCUUUGGGCCAAAGCAGCUUUUGCAUACUUCCCACAUCUCUUUACUGUCUCUUUGACUGUUACGCUGCUAUCUUAAAAUGCUAGUGAUUAUUGCCAUUUUCUGAACAGCCACCCCCUGCAUUAGUGUGAAUAUGGUCUUAUUCAGGCUGACAAGCCGCUUCAUUUCUUGUGAAAUCUCCCCCCCCCCAUUUGUUGAUGCCGUCUGAUAGUAAGAAAUGAUUCACUUAUCAGACACUAGAAACAUUUAUGUUUAGUUUGAGAUCAAAGAGGAUAGGGGAAUUUUCUGAAUUCUAAGCAGCAAAUGAUCUCAGAUUAUUUAGAGGUGCUCAUUGCUUCCUAUAGUAUUCUGAAUAGCUAUGAUACACGCUAAAACACUUAGAUACUGUAUACAGAAUUCGAGGAAUAUCGCCAAGUUACUGCAGAUCUUCUAAUUUUGUCUCAAGGCAGCAAAGUUGCCUUACUUGUAGAAUCACUGAAGAACAGGACAAGCAGCUUCUUUCUAAUCAGAUAACUUCCUGUUUCAGCUCGUUGAGACAAUAUUAGCUGUAUGUUCUUUAACCUGUCAACAUGUUUGAGCAAUAGCAGAGAAAAUCGUAGUUCUUGUAUUGGAAGCCUGUUAGCAGAUCUUCUCAGUAACACUACACUUAGCAACAUGUUAUCUCAGAUGUAAUAUUCCAGCAUGCCACAAAUCAUUUCCUUUCUCUUAAAGAAACACUACAAUAACUCUUCUCUGACAUUUAACUGUUAAAGCCCGGUCUGUCCGCUAUAGUGAGUUUCACCAAACCACAAAGGCAGCUCAUUACAAUGUAAACUUUUUUUGUAAAUAGACGUUAGCACAUUUGUUUACGAUACACAUAGAAAUGAUUUAAUUUAUUCUUUUUGUUAAAACCUGAUUUUUGUACGAGCUACUGUAGGACUGCAUGUUGAUCAUCCGAGGCGUCGGCCGUAGGUACUGACGCAUCGCCGAUCAUGCUAGUGCACUGAUUUUAAAAAGUGUUAGUGUUCCCUGUUGACUAGGAAAAGUAGUUUUUAAUAUGGAAAUGCAUUUGUGCAUAAAAGUAAAUUGUCUUAAUUGUAGCUUCUUUGGACAAAAAGAAUAUAUUUAGGAGAUGUUUAGUGGUCUGGUUUACCUCUCUACAACCACGUUGGUUUUUAGAGUAAAUCAGACUCAUUUAAAGCACAAACAGCCACAUGCUUUGUCAAACUAGUGCCCAAGUUUCAUUGGCUGCUCGGUCCACUAGAAGUGUUAGAAAAUAUUCAAAAGCAGAAGUUUAAAUUUAACAUUAUAGGACAUUGUUAAAAAUGAAGACACAACAAAACAAGGAACACUAACAAAGCUUUGAUUCAUUAUAUUAUAGAAAGAUUAUUCAGAUGUAAUGAAUCAGUAACAAGUUUUAGAUUUGUGUCCAGUGAUAGAUUUGCUUGACAUCCAGUUCAUAAACUUCUAGUAGUUUAUUGGAUUGGCAUUUUUAGAUGGUAGUAAAUAUAACAGUCUACUGCACUUUAUCGAUUUUUAGCAUUUGGGAGAAAAUGCUGUUACUCUGACUGACAUUACUUCAGUGCUCUGUAGCACCCUCUGCUGGUGAUCCCACUCACUGCAAUAUGCUGAAGGAUGAACCAUGAACUGUGUAGAAUUACUGUAUAAUGCCACCGCCUGGUCAGUACCAGCUAUAGCAACAACAGUUUAAGACCAAUAUGUACUGUAUUUUAUGAGCUUAAUUUCUUCACCUGAUAAAAUUCAUGUUGUAUAAAGGGGAAGUUUUUUUCUCUUUGAUCAUAAUAUGUGGACCUUGUAUUGAAGACACGGAAAGUGGAAAAAAUACAGAUAUAGAAUUGCCUUUACUCCCCUAAUUCAUCAAACUGACUAAGGCCUAAUGUGAUUUCUCCAUGUAAGUGCUUCUACACAUUACAUGGACUGUCUCCAGGCCUCACCUUCUGGGUAUUCUUGAUGUGCAAAGUUGCCAAAAUGUACUGUUGGAUCAACAAAUGUUUUGAUUAGAACAAAAGAAUGAAUAUUGGAACUGGGCCUCUGUUUCUGAUUCCUGUGACCCCAGAGCCACCUCUUUCAUAAAAUGUGUUAAUUUUGUAUUUAUUUAUUUUUAUUUACUGUGAGGUGAAGAUGAAUAGAUCAUCUGUAAAUGUAGCAAACGGAAAACCAUGAUACAUUGGUGCCAGUAAACUACUGUGUAACAAUAAAAAGUAAACAGAGACAG
Labrus mixtus (cuckoo wrasse) is the source of this 4169-nucleotide messenger RNA. RefSeq names its product cytohesin 2 (gene cyth2). The record is from RefSeq and is a predicted model, not a curated record. Gene Ontology annotation, biological process: regulation of ARF protein signal transduction. The transcript has 12 exons. Lineage: Eukaryota; Metazoa; Chordata; Actinopteri; Labriformes; Labridae. The coding region runs from base 121 to 1371 and encodes 416 amino acids. Gene Ontology annotation, molecular function: guanyl-nucleotide exchange factor activity.